UUCCGGUGUUCUGCAUGUGCAUUUCCUCAAUCGUCCGCUGUUCUGGUUGAGAAGGCCAAAUAGCGAGUGUCCGUGCACUUCACUGAGAUGUCUGCGGCGUUACGUGUGGUCUACACCGUAUCCAGGCCAGGGUCAUUUCUGGCCAGUCAAAAUCUUGCACGUCCUCUCAGCCUAUCUGCACACAGAGCAGGGAUUAAGUAUGUCAAUAAUCAGGAGGAAGCCACAGAUAUGAAGUCCAUCACGGACCGUGCGGCUCAGACGCUUCUGUGGACAGAGCUGUUCAGAGGUUUGGGAAUGACCAUGAGCUACCUUUUCCGUGAACCUGCCACAAUCAACUACCCCUUCGAGAAGGGCCCUCUGUCGCCCCGUUUCCGUGGGGAGCAUGCGCUGCGCAGGUACCCCUCUGGAGAGGAGCGGUGCAUUGCGUGUAAACUUUGUGAGGCCAUUUGUCCAGCCCAGGCAAUCACAAUUGAGGCAGAACCUCGUGCCGACGGCAGCAGGAGAACAACGCGUUAUGACAUAGACAUGACCAAAUGCAUCUAUUGUGGCUUUUGCCAGGAGGCCUGCCCUGUGGAUGCUAUUGUAGAGGGUCCCAACUUUGAGUUCUCCACAGAGACUCAUGAGGAACUGCUUUAUAACAAGGAGAAACUCCUCAACAAUGGAGACAAGUGGGAGGCUGAGAUCGCUGCCAACAUCCAAGCUGACUAUCUCUACAGAUAAAUAAAUGUCAUGGACUGUCUCAUUUCAACACAGUGACUAUAUACUCUUCACCAUGCUCUCAUACCAGUAAUCACAGUUUCAAUUGCACAUGGAAGAUUUGCUUUUAGACCGUUACUGUUGUGCUGAGUACACAUUUUCAAAGCCCAGGGACUGACUUUUUUGUGAAGAUGCACAUCAUUUUUGAUUUCUUUCUGUGGGAGCAUAAUAUAGAUUCUCAGGUCUAAAAUUAAGUUCACA
Molecule: messenger RNA, 957 nt
Organism: Sinocyclocheilus anshuiensis
Lineage: Eukaryota; Metazoa; Chordata; Actinopteri; Cypriniformes; Cyprinidae
Product: NADH dehydrogenase [ubiquinone] iron-sulfur protein 8, mitochondrial-like
Exons: 7
Coding region: 88-720 (210 amino acids)
Biological process (GO): mitochondrial respiratory chain complex I assembly; mitochondrial electron transport, NADH to ubiquinone
Cellular component (GO): membrane; respiratory chain complex I
Molecular function (GO): 4 iron, 4 sulfur cluster binding; NADH dehydrogenase activity
Source: RefSeq, a predicted model, not a curated record